AUGGGCGCCGCUAAGAUCAUGCAAGCGAUCACCUCGGCUACUGCUAUACUGGGCACCGCGACCCCUGCACUGGGCAGCUUAGUAGUUGACACAGCACCCAACAAACCACAACCUUACGUCCUUCCCAACCUGAAAGGUGCCGCCGUGGACUUCGGAGGCCUCAUUAUUCGAACCCUUGUUCCCAACGUCACUUCAUCCGGCAGUCUUUCGAUCGUCAGCGUCAACUCUGGCCCAGCACCUCUCAACCUCAUCCACUACCACAAAGAAGUAGAGGCAUUCUACGCUCUCAAGGGUGGUGUUCAAGUCUUCCAUAAUUCUGACCAAGGUCGUCAGGUCCAAGCCAACGAUUUUGUCUUUCUCGCCCCAGGCAACAACCAUACUUACCGCCCAAAUGAUCUCGAUUUCCAACUAAGUCUGUGCAUGGCCCCCGGUGGGAUCGAUGAAUUCUUUGCAGCCGCCGGCACCCCGUAUAACUCUGUCUCGCCGUAUGACCCUGAAGAUCAAUCUCAGCUGAACGUCACCAAGGUGUUGGGCUUGAUGCCGAAGUACAAUAUAGCACCUCAGCCAUACAACACUAUCAAUCUGGAUUGGGUCAAUGGUACUACAGCGGAUGGCUUGGAUACCUGGCAUGUCGCCGACCAAACUCUACCAAGCGAUGCUUCUAAGCCAUAUUUUAUCUCCAGCAAUCGCGGACCGAAGUAUUUGCACCGAAGCUCAGGCAAGAUAAUUGCUCAGCUCGCUUCCACGAACCAAACCGGCAACAAGCUCAGCAUUGCGACUAUCGCUAUGAAGCCGUGCAAGAAAACACGACCGAUCAAGUUCAACGUGGAUCAAGCCUUGCAGGUCACAGAGGGUCAACUGCACAUUGAGAUCAACAAAGAAACAGCACAAAUGAUAUUCGGCGACCUGAUUUUCAUCCCCAGAGGAACAUACUUCACUUAUUGGUCCACGGUCGGCUUCACCAAGUUAAUCAAUUGGUCGGCAGGUCCAGGACUAUCAGACAGCCUCAUCCAGGCUUCAGAGCAAUGGGAUCACGCGGUUUGGCCCGCAUGA
Molecule: messenger RNA, 1053 nt
Organism: Exophiala xenobiotica
Lineage: Eukaryota; Fungi; Ascomycota; Eurotiomycetes; Chaetothyriales; Herpotrichiellaceae
Exons: 1
Coding region: 1-1053 (350 amino acids)
Source: RefSeq, a predicted model, not a curated record